Messenger RNA from Fomitopsis serialis, 468 nucleotides. RefSeq lists its product as uncharacterized. Gene Ontology annotation, biological process: regulation of DNA-templated transcription. The transcript is spliced from 4 exons. The coding region runs from base 124 to 369 and encodes 81 amino acids. The record is from RefSeq and is a predicted model, not a curated record. Gene Ontology annotation, molecular function: zinc ion binding; DNA-binding transcription factor activity, RNA polymerase II-specific. Lineage: Eukaryota; Fungi; Basidiomycota; Agaricomycetes; Polyporales; Fomitopsidaceae.
UAAGCUGUGCAGGCGCUGUGCAACAGGCGGACUAGAAGCCGCCCACUGUCUGUGACACCCCUCGUACUUCUCGGUCCCGGCGCGAAGUCCUCUUCUCUUUACCACUACAUCCUCGCCAACGCCAUGUCUGACGACGGCAACGGGAACUCACUACAGAACGGCGGCAGCAAGGCGGCCCAGCGCGCCCGUAGGGUGCUGAACUGCGGGCCCUGCCGCAAGAACAAGCUCAAGUGCGAUAGGAAGCGACCCUGCUCGUCGUGUCAACUGCGAAAGCGAGACCGCUUGCCGCUACGAGGACGAAGGGUAUGCGGCACGGCCAGUGGCGUUUCGUUGGACCUCAGGAGAGACCAUGGAUGUCUACGAGCCUGAACCGCCAGCGAUCCUGAGUCGACCGGGCUGAUAACGUGCCCGUCGAGCAAUCGUGCCUAAUUGGUGCGUUGUACUGAUGCAAACAUGAACACCGAUCUA